Molecule: messenger RNA, 1169 nt
Organism: Aquila chrysaetos chrysaetos
Lineage: Eukaryota; Metazoa; Chordata; Aves; Accipitriformes; Accipitridae
Gene: CTDNEP1
Product: CTD nuclear envelope phosphatase 1
Molecular function (GO): protein serine/threonine phosphatase activity
Source: RefSeq, a predicted model, not a curated record
GUGUGGUCCCCGCCGCCGCCCCCGGCGCGGGGGGGCGCGAAGCUGGCGGAGCUGGGCCGGGCGGGGGGCGGCGGCGGGGCCGGUGCCGGGAUGAUGCGGACCCAGUGCCUGCUGGGGCUCCGCACCUUCGUGGCCUUCGCCACCAAACUCUGGAGCUUCCUCCUCUACAUGCUGCGCCGGCAGGUCCGCACCGUGAUUCAGUACCAGACGGUGCGAUACGACGUCCUGCCCCUCUCCCCCGUCUCCCGCAACCGCCUCAACCAGGUGAAGAGGAAGAUCCUCGUCUUGGACCUGGACGAGACCCUGAUCCACUCACACCAUGAUGGUGUGCUGCGGCCCACCGUGCGCCCAGGGACCCCCCCCGACUUCAUCCUCAAGGUCGUCAUCGACAAACACCCCGUCCGGUUCUUCGUGCACAAGCGGCCCCAUGUGGAUUUCUUCCUGGAGGUGGUGAGCCAGUGGUACGAGCUGGUGGUGUUCACGGCCAGCAUGGAGAUCUACGGCUGCGCCGUGGCCGACAAGCUGGACAACAACCGCAGCAUCCUCAACCGGCGCUACUACCGGCAGCACUGCACGCUGGAGCUGGGCAGCUACAUCAAGGACCUGUCGGUGGUGCACAGCGACCUCUCCAGCAUCGUCAUCCUUGACAACUCCCCCGGCGCCUACCGCAGCCACCCAGAUAACGCCAUCCCCAUCAAGUCCUGGUUCAGCGACCCCAGCGACACGGCCUUGCUCAACCUGCUGCCCAUGCUGGAUGCCUUGAGGUUCACAGCCGACGUCCGCUCCGUCCUGAGCCGCAACCUGCACCAGCACCGGCUGUGGUGACAGCAGCCCCGCCCCGCCCUGUCACCACCACCCCCACCGCUGCAGGGACGGGGACCCCCCGGGCCCCCCCCAUGAGGGACAGAGCCCACGCCGUGGGGACUCCUCGGGGACUGUGCCAGCACCGUGGGGACCCCCUGUACCCCCCCACGAGGGACGGACUUUGCGCCGGGGGGGAACACACGAAGCUUCUCCCCCUGGCCGGUGGGGGGGGAGCAUGGAGCCACCUGCCCCAACUUCAGUGCUGGGGGGGCGCGGGGGCUGCCCCCCCACCGGACGGAUGGACGGACACGGACAGAUGGGCACUGCCAGCCCCGCCCUCUUGUUUUUAAAAGACCUCGGUCCCA